Messenger RNA from Peronospora matthiolae, 522 nucleotides. Lineage: Eukaryota; Oomycota; Peronosporomycetes; Peronosporales; Peronosporaceae. The record is from the annotation of a GenBank genome assembly.
AUGGGUCGCGUGUGUGCGUUUGAAGACACUGUAUGUCCUCAACUUCAGCGCGAAGCUCAGCAGCAUCAGCGCCAAGAUGGAGGACGAGGACGUAGCGAUCUUCUUGUGAAGCAGUCUUUCCAAGAGCUGCGAGAACGUCGGUCUCAACUUGUAGAUGAGCAGCGCAAACUGCAACUGCGCGACGCUGUCAAUGUGUUGACGAACGAUCAUAUCAAGCAUCAAGGUGCCAAGUCUGCGGCGUUGAAGGCUGAAGAAGUGACCAAGGCCUUCAGUACCGAGCGCGAAGUUCGUCGAUGCUCGUUCUGCGGAAAUUGGGGAGAAGUGGAACGUUGCUGGACCAAGCAGAAGGAGAGAAUCGGGGAGCUCGACGCGGUAGCAAUGCUCCUGGACGCGGAGCGAAUCAAGUCCAGUGGCAAGGAUACAACAGCAACAACAACUGCGACUACGAUCGAGUGGUGUUUGCUGUUUACUGGAAUGCAUAAUUUCAGCGAUCAAGAAGACGUCUGGGAUAUGGGCGAAUAG